Schistocerca serialis cubense is the source of this 4091-nucleotide messenger RNA. RefSeq lists its product as uncharacterized. The record is from RefSeq and is a predicted model, not a curated record. Bases 55 to 1074 code for a protein of 339 amino acids. NCBI's taxonomy places the organism in Eukaryota, Metazoa, Arthropoda, Insecta, Orthoptera, Acrididae. The transcript has 6 exons.
GCCGCCACGAGCAGACGCGACCGCCGACGCCGACGCCAGCGCUACGACGCCGACAUGCCUUCCGCGGGAGCCGUUCCCACACACCUGCUGCUGCUGCUGCUGACGGCCGGCGCUUCAGCAAGGCCCUCGACAGACGCAGCGCUGGGCGAGAAGAGCGGCGAACAGGGAGGCGAGCAUCUGACGCUCCUGCCGGCAGCGUCGCAGGCGGACGGGGCCGACGCCGCGCAGGUGGCGGGGCUGACUUCCGACGACUCCCUGGAGGGCGCUGGAGCCGGUGACGGGCCGGACCCUCAGCAAGACGACCCGGAGGCGUCCGACCAGCAGUUCUUCCCGUCAUUCGCGCCGCUCUUCCAGCCACUGGGACACUCCAGGCCGCAGCUGCUCUUCCAGGAGCCGGCGCACAGCCAGCGGCCGUCGUCGCUGCUGCGGCCGCAGCACAACAGCUUCCUGGGCUACCACCCGCACGCGCACGCCCACCACCAGCAGCAGCAGCCGCCGACCGCGUUCGCGGGCGCGGCGCCCGCCUCCAACCUGCUCGGCUCCGGAAACUUCGGCGUCAUCCGCGGCGGCACCUUCUACAACAACGAUGAUGACCGCGGAGUGUUCGGUGGUGGUGGCAGUGGGGACGUGGGCCUCCUGGGCAGUUCCUACUACAGCAACGGUCACGGCCGGCCCUCCUACUACAACCCACGCCCCCAGCCACACCACCACGACUUCUUUGCCAACUUCCGUGACUUUGCAGACAUCAACACCCCCACCAAGUCAUCCUACUCGCAGUACGUUGUCGUCUACGCCAACAAGAACGCGACAGGAGCAGCUUCCGCAGGCCGGCCCAAGAAUAUCAUUGAGCAGCUGGCGCUGCUGGACAGUGAGCCAGCGUCCACACCUACAUCGGCGUCCUCUGCAGUGUCGGCACCCCAGAAAAGCAAGAAGAAGCCCCUAAAGCCAGCGAAGGGCAAGGGCACAGUCCAGCGGCACGCUGACAAGGAGGGUAAACCAGGCCGCAAGAAGGCUCCGGCGGAAGCGCCCAGCUACCAGAAGGACACCUACGAGCCUCUACUCGCACUCAGCUGAGUACCCACUCUGACGGCACCGUCACAACUGCCACAGUGUCCACUGCACGUAGUGGGCAGUCGCCGUCACACGUCCGGUGGACAAAUUUUCCUCCAGGUGCAGGCAAUGUUACAGUGGACAAUUUACUUGCAUGAAUGGUGCUCUGUCUUGCCAGACUUGAGUUUGACAACCGUUGUACCUGAAACACACUGUACAGAGUGUGGAAGUCAUAAUGCCAUAAAUUCAUUAUGCUGAAGACUCAAAUUAAUAAAGAUGUAGGCACAUAACCCUCUCACACAACUGAUACAGAUCAAAAGUUUUCCAACAACUGUAUAGUUUCAAUAUGGGCCUCCUUAAUGGCAUAUAGAAAAGCCUGUCUGCAGCCCUGCUCAGUUUUUCCCUCAGCCUGUGCUAACAAUCCUAAAGUGAUGGUACAGAUAUUGUCAACUAUUUGAAACUUGGUUCACAUCUUCAAUGCCGUGAGCUUUACUGGAAAAAACACAUACCCUAGUGUAGCCUAAAAGAAGGUACUCUGAGACACUACACUUCAGGAACAUGUUGGCUGCAGUAUAAGAUCCACCAUCCCUAUUUGUUGUCCUGCAGAAAUUUCAUCUUUCAGUGGUCAGUGUUGUGGGAUACUAUUCUGCUCAGACCUGAAUUGCAGGUGUGCAAGCCCAUUUGAGUAGUCUCUCUAGGUCCACUAAUGCUGAUGUAUUCUCUGCAAGUAACUGUGGUGCAAUUACCUGCCUAUACACCCAUUAUCUUCCUUGCAUGGUUUAUACAUGGCUCCAGUGGCCACAAGCGUCUAUGCCAUGCUUUUAUCCAUUCUAUCUGUUGUUGAUUUGUGGUACAUGUGAUGAAACUUCCUUUGUACCAAACUCGUGGAUGAAAUCAAGCAUAUCACACCACAACAUGUUUGUUCUCCUCAUGAAUAUUGUUCUAGUAACACACGAACCUGAUUUAUCCUAAAGAGCAGACUUUAAACAAACCAACCAUAAAAUAAUCUUUUAAGACCCUCCGAGUUAUGUGAGAGUUACAUAUCCAUACCUUUAUUACUUUUGACCCUAGAUCACAGUGAAAUUAUGGCAUUAUGAGUCAGACAUCCUGUAUAAAGAUUAGUAUGCAUGCAAAGAGCAUUUGAGGCUAUUGAAGUGACGAGCAGGAGACAAGUCUCAGCCUGAAAUUUUAGCAGCAUUUCACCAUUUCUGUACACCAAGCACUAGAGUGGUCCUCUAUGUUCUUUUAUGAGCACUGGAAACAACAGUGAGUGUGUUCCACAAAUCACCUUCAUUCACCAGCAAUUUUUUUCACUCAUUUUUUGUGGAAUUAAAAUGCUCAAGAUAUGGAAUGCUAUUUAUAUUUUAUUCAUCAACAUUAGUCAUGUAUUUCUUAUUCUCAGUAAAGUGACAGAACUUUUGUCAGGGUAAGAUGCUCUCCAUUUAGAUGAUGGCUCAAAAACUUAUGAAAUACACACAUUUAUAGUUUUCUUUUUUGUACAUAUGAGAAUGUUUCAGAAGAGUAUCAAACUGGAUACAUUAGAUUUUCUCCAAAGAUUCUGUGCAUUAGGCACGACAUGGCAUAUGUAAAUCGAAAAACAAGCGAUGGAACUGCACUGUACAAAAUAUCAACAGUCACAGUAGAAACAAAAGCCCCAGAAUGGAUCAUACUAUGAACACAACAUUUAUUUUGUGUGAGGAAAGCGAGGACACUGUAACUGAAAUUGAUCAUCAGCUCACUUUCUAAGUGACUCUGGCAUGCAGGAAUGGAGUGAAUGAAGAAAUGGCAUUUAGCUUACUGAAUUAAUCCAGUUGGCAUUUUCCUGGAGUGGUUUUGUAGGAGAUGCAAUAGGGGAAACCAGAAUGACCUGAUAAAAUUUAAAUAAAGCUCCUUCAAUUUUUUUUUUACUUUUCCCUCAUAUCAAGCAAUAUAUAAAUGCAUUAGAAGGUUAUUAUUCUCUGACUAAGCAAAGUAAAUUACUCCGCAUGCAUUAAUAGCUGCAGACUUCAAUCACAUAGUAUCAACCUUCACAGCAACUGGCCCACAGGACUCUCAAAACAAUGAUAGUAUCUUUCUUCAUUUCAAUCCAGAACCAUUGCAAAACAAAAUGAAAUGAAAUGCAAAAACAUUUUGUGCAGCAAUUCGGUGGUAUGACCUAGUCAAAAGAAUGAGUAUAACAAGAUUCACAUGAUCGGAUUAAAGGAGUUAUUUAUGCAUUACUGAUAAUCAGUUAAGUGUCUUCUGUGUCCCAUUGUUUCAGAAAGGUUUAUCUGCAAAGUAUUUCAGUUUGCAGCAGUUGCUUAGAAUCAUUCAUUGUAAAUUAUAGACUCUUACAAUCUCAUUUCAAGAUAAUGUGAGUGUAAUUCUGAUUUUCAUUCACUCAUUCAUUCAUGCACUUCACUAAAAUUGUUCAAUUUAAGCUCUUGGUGAAAGAGUUAGUGCAGUUCUCUCUUCUCAUGGUGCAGCAAUAAAAUUGAGGCAGUGUUUGUCAUAGUUUCCUUUCCUCAAAUAAAGAAACAUCCAAGAUGACUUGAGAGGUUAAAUAAAUAUGCAUCAGAUAGCAUAAAAAUAUUUCACACAUUGUGUAUUUGCUCAUAUGUGAAUUUUUAAUUAUUUAUUAUGAUUUUGUUGCACCCAAUUUCAAAGCACAUGCUUUCAAAUACACACACCACACCUCCUCAACUCACAUGCUUACACUGGACACAAUUUACCACAAAACUGAAAAUAUUGCUGUUAGUCCUAUCCACACUGAAAAAUGAAAAUCAAUGUAUAUGCAUUUUAUAUGAUGAUCAUUACCAUAAGACGUGGAAUGAAAUAGCUAGUGGGAAUACAGUCAAGAGUAUUUCAACCAUGUCUACAGCAUAUUUUCUUUAAUUCCACGGUUGUUAUGAGGACAACAAAAUAUGUUGAGUCAUACUUUGUAGUUUUCAUUCAGUGCACUGAGAUUUAAUCAUCUGCAAAUAUUGUUAUUCUUUAUUGUUGAUUUUUGUAAUUAAACAGUCAAAUUUCAUAAAAAUACAUAUAAAUUAAAGUAAGAGAAA